Messenger RNA from Camelus dromedarius (Arabian camel), 972 nucleotides. RefSeq names its product NADH:ubiquinone oxidoreductase complex assembly factor 6 (gene NDUFAF6). Gene Ontology annotation, biological process: biosynthetic process; mitochondrial respiratory chain complex I assembly. The record is from RefSeq and is a predicted model, not a curated record. Gene Ontology annotation, cellular component: mitochondrion. NCBI's taxonomy places the organism in Eukaryota, Metazoa, Chordata, Mammalia, Artiodactyla, Camelidae.
AUGGCCACAGCCAGUGGACCGGGUGCCUCGAGCACAGACCACUACUACAUGGAGCUGCUGAAAAGUGGAUGGGGAGCUGCUGUCAAAAGACAUAUAACCUGAUCCAAAGAAUGGCUUAUAAAAAUCACUGACGAAGAGGAAAAAAAAUGGGAUGACAAAGCAUAUCAUGAUACGCAGGAACUGGAAAAGUAAGCCCAGAACACACAGAACUCUCUUCUUCAUUCAACACUAGAAAUACUGGAAAAGGAUCUUGGUGCGUUUCAUGCCACAAGUCACACUGGAAAAGCACAAGGCACUGUCAUAAACUUAAGAGCAAUGCCCCACCAUGGCAGCUGGAAAAGGGUGUCCUUUCCCUUGGAUAUUUGUAUGUUUACAAAUACAACACAUGAUGUUUCACAAGAGGAUUUCCUGCAGGAGAAUCAAGAUGAAAAUGUGAGAGACGUAAUCUAUGUAAUCUAUGUCACUACAAGCCAGGCGCGUUUGCACUUAAAGAAUGCUAGGCCCUUUGCAACAGUGAGAGUGGAAGCGUUUUCUAGCUCUCUUCAGGUGGCUCUGGGGGGCUAUUUAAAGAAAAUUCAACAGGUGGAUUUGGAUAUAUUCUACCCAUCUUGAGCGCAGAAAGAUACAUUGCUUCUAUCAUCUUUGCAUAUUCAGUCAUAAAGAAAACUAUAUGACAAUAAUUUUAUGGUCCCUGUGUCGCUCGCCCCCGCGGGGCGCCUCGGGGCCCCACUCUCCCGCACUCGGGGCGUCUACCCUCUGGCGCGCGCGGGGUUCUGUGACCGCGGGCCCGGCAUCCGUGGGGGGGGCGUCAGCCACCGCCCCGGGGGGCCGCCCGCCCCGCGCCACCGCCGCGCCCCGCGGGAGCUCGGGGGCUCGCCUGACCCGGGGGGGCGGGGAGGCGGAGAGUCGCCCUCGCGGCGCCGCUUCCGGCCACGUGACCCGCCAAUCGUCACGCGGGCGCCGCUCACCUGA